AGAACUUCAUUUUUAAUUUGUAAUAAAAGUUUACAACUUGAUUUUUUCAAAAAAGUCAACAAACUGCAAGCACCUGUUAAUAAGGGUCUUAAAUAAUUUUUAAAAAACUAAAAAAAGAAAGCACUGAAGGACUUUAUCAAAAAAAUGAAAAGACAACCUAUAAAAUUGGACUAUCCUGAUGUUAUACCUUCAACAAUACAGAAAAUAUGCACACGAUUGUUCAAUGCAGCUUUAUUUGUAAUAGCAAAAUCUUGGUAACUACAGAAAUGCCCACAUAUAGGGGAUCGGCUAUAUGACUAAGGUGUAUGUACCUGCUCUAACAAAGAGCAAAUCACUAGGAACUGCUCUAGGGUAAUUUCCAGGAUAUACUUUUAAAUGAAAACAACAAAGUGCAAAUGAGCAUAUUUGUUCAAGAAAAACAGAGUUAAGAAUUCAAGUAACUAAUUAUCUUUAUCUUACACAAAACUUUCCAGAGAAUUGACAAAUGGCUGCUGCCCAGCACAUUCUUUUAUAUUUAGAAGUCAGCGUAAGCUUGCUACAAAACCAGGCAAGGGCAGUAGGAGAAAGGAAAGUUACAAGCCCGGUUCAUUUAUGAACAUAAAUGUAAAAUACCUGAAAAAUAGCAAACUGAGCCAAACAAUAUAAAAAUGAUAAUGAUAAGAUUACCAUAGAAAACCAAGAAUGGCUUAAUGUUAGAAAGUUUGAAAUGUAAUUCACUACAUUAACAACUUAAAGGAUUAAAGGAGAAAAAUAAUGUUAUCAUCUCAACAUAUACAGAAAAAAUCAAUAGAUAUAAUCUGACAUAAAUUAAUAAAAACUCUCUUGUUAUAUUAGGAAUGAAAGAGAAUUUUCUAAACCUGAUAAAGGAUGCUUAGGGGAAACCUAAAACAGAGACUACCCUAAAAGGAGAAAUUCAAGAAGCUUUCAUUUUAAAUCAGAUACCAGAUAAGAACACACACUAUCCUCACUUCUAUGCAAUGUGCUGGAGGGACUGGCCAGCACAAUGAGGCAUGAAAAAUGGCAUAAAGUUUGAAGAGGAAAAGUUACUAUUUACGGAUGAUAAAUACUGAAAGAAUACACCAAGAAAUCAUGAGAAACAAUGGGAGAACUGAACAAGCUAACUAGUUACAGAUCAAUAUACAAAAGCCAUUUCUCUAUGUUAGCACAAAGAAAAGAAUUAACUAAAGAGUUACAUUAUUUACAAUUCCAUCUUCAAAAUCCAAGCCUCUGGGAAUAAAGAUAACAAAGACAUGGACGCUCUUCCCAGAGAAAAGUUCUUAAAAAUUCGUUUGAAGAGACAUUAAUAUGAUCUAGCUGUGCCUGGUGAAACCCAGCAGGCUCCAGCCAGAACUCACCUACCAUCCUGCCUGCACCAUGAAGCUUGUGCUGCCUCUGCUCCUGCUGGUGCUGGGCCUCGCACUGCAGCCGGUGCCCGGGAGAUUCAAGCAUCGCUUUCAGAAGUAUAUCUUGGAACCUCCACCCUGCAGAUCGGAACCUGAAAACUGUACCUACUUGUGUAACCUGCAGGAAGAGUGCAAGGAAGGACUUCAGUGCUGUUCUUCCUUCUGUGGGAUAGUCUGUUCAUCAAACAAAUUUCAAAAGCUCAAAAAGAUCAAACCCCAGGGCUCAGGCACCACGCCCGACAACUGAGACAUGUUUCCCUGAGCAUUCUGUAGGUACGAGGGUUCGGCCUUCCACUGUGAGAUCUCUCAGGAAUGCUCACUUUCCUCCUCUAGCCUCUCCAGGGCCACUGACAUUCCCACAAGGUCAGAAUAACCUUCUUGUCAUCCGGAUGCUGCCUCCUCCUCCAUCCUCCUCCUCCAUCCUCCUCCUCCAGGGGCUUUCUUCACACUCUGUGGGGCAGGCUGCAGUCUAGUGUGAAUUCUGCAACACAGAGUGACCUAAGGAGGCAGAGUCAUGGCCCAAGGGGAACAGGAGGCGCUCAGAUCUGAGGCUUUGCCAGGGAACAGGCUCUUCCAGCUUCCAGGUUGACAGCACCCUGGGUAGGGAGUCGAGCUGAGCCCUUCAUGCUCUGUGUGGCUUGGUCAGCUAUCUCACUGUACCUCUCUGAGACAGUCAACUCCCACAUAUGAAAGAUGAAGACAACAUCCACGUCUUGAGGUAUUGCAAGGCUAACACGGGGCCACAUGGAAAGAAGACUUUGGUCACUGCAAAGACUCUGCAAAGUUUAGAUGCUGCCAGCAACUCACUUACGAUGUCACUCUUUCUGGUUUCCAGGUUUUUUUCUCUUAAAAAAAAGGGGGGGAUCAUCUUUGUCAUUUUACUGAUGUUACAAGAAUGGUGAACAAAAUGGAGUCCCCUGUAACUCCAUCACCAAAACAAAUAUAGUAUUCAUAAUUGAGUGGAUUUUGUUUCAGAGUAUUUGGGAAAAAUAAUUAGGAGUUUACAGUCUUCUAGGGGUCCUUUUGACAUUACCAGAGUUUCCAAAUUAAAAUGAUGCUAUUUCAGCGCAGUCCUUUUAUUAACCCUACACAAAGGAGUACGAUAAGUGGUAGCAGGUGGAUGCCAGUGGAGCAGUUUAGGUGCAUGAGCGCGGCUUUCAGCCUUGCUCAGGCGCUGGAGAGCCCACCAUGCUCAUUUCCUGCUGCACCUUGGAUAUAACUGAGUGCUCCUGCCACCCACCAGCUGUCAAUCAAUGCAUCAGCAUUGUUAGAUAAUCCAGGGCCCAUGCAGCAGGAAGACACUGAGGCCAUAGUAAGAACCCAGGUGUUAGAUCCAGGUGAGAGGCUAACUAAAGGUGGCUGGUGCAACUGUAUUUUUAUUGCAGUGUUAAAUGGCUGGGAGGUAUAUAAGCCUUCGGAAGCUCCAUCCCAAUGCUUUGCCUAAACAGGCAGGACUUCAUCUUGGACAGGCAGAAAAACACUGUGUCUUCUACAGGAAUAGGCACCCCUGCUCCUGUUAUCUUCCGGUAGGCUUAACUGAGACUGCACCAUUCAUGGAGCACAUUAACAGUAAUGUCUGUUAGAUCUGCGUGCCAGAGUGUUUGUCCCCCUGAACUUGCAGCCUGUCCUCUGCAGACUGGCUCCCCUGGACUGACCCCUGGUGUUGGCUGGGAGGGUCAGGUGAGUAGGAGAUGGGCAUGCUAGGGAGGGCCUGAGAAAAUGCUGAACUUGUCCCUAGGACAUGCAGCACUGAGCUCCCCAUGGCCUCCUGGAACGUGGCCUUGCCACAGUCUCCCACAUAAAUCUUGGGCUCUGGAGGGUGUGGUCAAGGGCUUCCAACUUUUUAACAUGAACUGAUAUUUUAGGUUAUUGCAGACUUCUUCUUGUUUAGUCCUCACAACAACCAUAAAACCUGGUUCGCAGACAAGGAACGUGAGGGCCAGGGAGUUGAGAAAUAUGCUCAGCACAGCCAGCUGGUAAAUGCUGGAGCUAGACUCCAAACCCAAGCCUUGGCCUGCCCAAGAAGUUUUCUUCUCCCAGAAGGAUCUCCACUUGGGCAGCUCCACUCACUUCUGCUAAGUGGGGUUUCACCCUUUCCUGUUUCCACCAAAUUUUUCCACUGAUGCACUUUCCCCUGCUUACAACUCAGGCCUCAUAACUCUUCGUUCCCCUUCAUACUUAGAAACCAGCCCCACUAAACUUGGUCUCUCUCCAAGGCCCCAUGCACCCUCUCCCCUCUACACUCCUGCUUUUCUUUCUGCCCUGAAUGUCUUUUCCCACAUUUCUGAUGAGCUCCCACCCCUGCUUCAAGGUUCAUAUUAAAUUAAAAACUGUGGAAUCUUCACUAAUUCACUCCAGACAGAAUUGGACACUCUCCCUGUCUUUUCACAGUGCCCUGUCUUUCCCCUAUCACAACCUUUAUCACCCUGUCCUGCAAUUGUUCAAGUUAGUAUUUUCCCUGCUUAGAGGAUGAAUCCCAUCAAGGCAGGUGCUGUGUCUGACUUCUUUGCCAGAGAACCCUAACACCUAGUGCCAUGCCUUACACAUAGUAAGGACACAAUUCAGACUUUUCAAAUAGGGACAAGAAGAGACUGGCAAUGAGUCGAUUAAUACUAACAUUUAAUGAGUUGUUUUACAAAGAAAAUCUUCACCGAACAGUCCAGAGUCCUAGCUACUCUGGGACUCAGUCCAGCUCUGCCUUGCUGGCCUCGUGAUGCUAGGCAUCUCGUAAGUCCUCAGAACCCCAGUCUGUCCAUCUGCAAAACAGAGAUGAAGAAUAUCUAACUCUCAGGUGUGUCAUAAAGACAAAAUGAGAUGAUACAUGCAAAGCACAUACAAGGUUGCUGGCAGAGAGUCUAAGAAGAAUGUUAUUAUUAUUAUCCAUGGCUUGUCAAUUCUUCCCUUGUCCAAAAUUCUUGUCUUAUAAAGGGAUCAUAGGGUACAGUCUACCUGGUUGGUUGGUUGGUUGGUUGGUUUUUAAUUUCCCUGGCUUCCAUAUAAAUUAACUCAAGUUAAUUAAGACAAGUGCAGUCAGUGUUCUCUGAUCUUCAAAAUAUCUUCCUAAGAGGGAACAAGGUAUAGUUACGGAAAGUACUGCAUCCUUGAGAAAUAGGGUACUCCUCAACUCUCUGACCUUCAGGUUCCUUGUCUGUGAAUCUCAUCCUUGAUUAAACCUCAUGAUGAAGGAUCAGCUAAUUUGACAGAGAUCUCAAUUCCUCUACUAAACCUCUAGCAAUUGUGGAAGGCUUCGCUUCCCUCUGCAGAUCCCAUGUGAAUGUUACUGACUUGGAAACUUGUAGUCACCUAGUCCCUUAAGGCUACUUUUCUUCCAAUUGCACCCCGUCUAAAUGAACUUCUCCCAAGAUUAAUUUAUCACAAGUCCGUGUCUUAUGCCUCUCCUCUAUGGCACACCUCUAAUCUGGCUAACUCCCUGGUAACCCCUGGCCCAGAGAAGAAAGUACUGUUCAAAAAAAUCUACAGGUUCCUUUUCCACCAGAAACUGAUCAGAUAUGGUUCAAGUUGAUCUGAGUGAGGCAGAUCUCUCCAUAUAGGUCAGUCCAUUCAAACUACAGCCAUCGCAGUUUUAGUAAUCUGAGUUUGAUCUUCCCAAUACUGAAGGUCCUGAUCAUAAGAAGCUAUUAAAAUGUAAAUUUAUAUUAAUUACAAUAAAAUAAAACAUUCACUCAGUU
Molecule: messenger RNA, 5092 nt
Organism: Lemur catta (Ring-tailed lemur)
Lineage: Eukaryota; Metazoa; Chordata; Mammalia; Primates; Lemuridae
Gene: WFDC13
Product: WAP four-disulfide core domain 13
Exons: 4
Coding region: 1375-1650 (91 amino acids)
Source: RefSeq, a predicted model, not a curated record